UAUACGGUAUACCAGUAGUCUGUCUAGUACUCGAAAGACAGGUCUUCUCAUUUGGUGCGAUUUCUCCCUCCUCUCUCUUCUGUUCAUACGAAACCCUAACUUCUUGAUCCCUCCAUUUUAUUCAACCCAUGCGUACAGAAAGUAUGUUCUUCCAUAAACCCUAACUUCUGGUAUCUGGAACCACUCCAUUAGGGUUUUGACAGAAUCUCACCCUGAUAUCAAUACCUUAGAUUCUCCUGUCAUGGAGGAACCCUUGGCUAAGCGGUUUAAGAGAAGCGAGGAUGAUUACUUACCAGGAAACAUUACCAUGAUUGAGCUUCAUAACUUCAUGACAUUUGAGCAUGUAACAUGUAAACCUUUUCCUCGUCUCAACAUUGUUGUUGGACCCAAUGGAUCUGGAAAGAGUUCCCUUGUUUGUGCUAUUGCCCUAGGUCUUGGUGGAGAGCCCCAGCUUCUUGGAAGAGCUGGACAGAUUGGGGCUUUUGUGAAACGUGGGAAGGCAUCUGGUUUUAUUAAGAUAACACUUAAAAGUGAUCGUAAUGGGGAAUCUAUAAUCAUUACGAGGAAGAUAAACACAGAGAACAAGUCCGAAUGGCUGUUCAAUGAUAAAGUAGUGCCAAAAAGAGAAGUGUUAGAAAUAAUUCAAAAGUUCAAUAUCCAAGUUAACAAUUUGACUCAGUUUUUACCUCAAGAUCGGGUAUGUGAGUUUGCUAAGUUAACUCCUGUACAACUUCUUGAAGAAACUGAGAAAGCUGUUGGUGAUCCACAACUCCCAGUUCUACAUCGGACUCUCGUGAAUAAAAGUUCUGAAUUUAAGAAACUUGAAGUGGCCGUCAAGCAAAAUGGAGAUACUUUGAAUCAAUUGAAGGCGCUCAAUGCUGAGCAAGAAAAAGAUGUAGAGCGUGUUCGUCUAAGAGAUGAACUUCUGGCAAAGGUUGAAUCUAUGAAAAAGAAGUUACCGUGGCUCAAAUACGACCAAAAAAGGAGUGAGUAUAUGGAUCGGAAAAAGGAGGAAACUGCUGCCGCCGGACAUUUGGAAGAAGCUGUUAAGGUUCUAAGUAAUCUCCGAAGACCCAUAGAAGAACAGAAGAAAGCUAAAGCAGCACAAGAUGCCGAGUGUAAGAAAAUAAGCAAUCUCAUAGCCAACAAUUCUACGAAUCGUACCGAAAUGUUGGAUAAAGAAAGUCGUUUGGCGGUGCAAGUUCGGGGAAAUUAUGACGAAAUGGAAGAGCUAAGGAGGCAAGAGGAAUCUCGUCAACAUAGGAUCUCAAGAGCCAAAGAAGAACUUGCAGAAGCUGAACAAGCACUUGAGAAUUUACCCAUGUACGAACCUCCUACGGACGAGCUUGAAGUGUUACGCAAACAAAUAGUGGAGUUAGAAAAUUCUACAAAGGACAAGAGGUUCCAGAAGUCUGAAAAGGAAAAUCUUCUAAACCAGAAGAAAUAUAAUCUAAACCGGUGUUCAGACAGCCUUAAGGUUAUGGAACAAGCGAAUAAUAAGCUUCUGCAAGCAUUGAAAAGUUCUGGAGCUGACAAAAUAUACGAGGCUUAUCACUGGUUACAAGAACAUCGGCAUGAGUUUAAAAAGGAAGUGUAUGGUCCUGUCCUCCUCGAGGUCACUCUUCCCAAUCGAGAUCAUGCAAUUUAUUUAGAAGGUCAAGUUGCAAAAUAUAUAUGGAAGUCCAUCGUAUGUCAGGAUCCAGAUGAUAGAGAUUUCUUGGUCAGCGGCCUUAAGCCAUUUGGUGUUCCUGUUCUAAAUUAUACAGAAGACAGAGGAAAUAAUAGAAGACCUUUCGACCCUUCAGCAGAGAUGCGCAAGCUUGGCAUCUAUUCCAGGCUUGACGAAAUUUUUGAUGGACCUAGCGCUGUUAAGGAGGUUCUGAUUAGCCAGUCUGGACUGGAUGCUUCAUAUAUCGGGAAUAAGGAAACUGAUAGACAGGCUGACCGGGUCAACCAACUUGGUAUUCAGGAUCUUUGGACUCCAGAGAACCACUACCGAUGGACCAAGUCUAGAUAUGGUGGACAUGUAUCCGCAAGUGUUGAUUCAUUGUCUCCUUCACGUCUUCUUUUGUCUAGUGUAGAUGCUGGUGAAAUUGAAAAACUUAGGUCAAGUAAAAGAGAGCUGGAAGACGCUAUUACUGAUCUGGAAGCACUCUGUAGAAAACUUCAGAGUGAGCAAAACCAAUUAGAGAAUGAAGCAGCUAAAUUUCGAAGGCAGCGUGAAGGUAUUCACAACACGAUUCAGCAAGAGAAACGGAAAAGUCGCGAAAUGGAGAACCGUAUCAAUCAAAAAAGAUUGAAAUUAGACUCUAUCUCUAGGGAGGAUGACUUGGAGUCUAACCUUAAAAAGCUUGUUGAUGAAGCUGCCAAAUUGAACACGCAGCGGUUCCAUCUUGCAGUUGGCAUGAAGAAAACGCUCGUAGAGGCUGUUUCUUUUAAACGGAGCUUUGCUGAAAAUCACCUGAGGUGCAUUGAGCUUGAAGCCAAGAUCAGGGAGAUGGAGCGCAAUAUCAAGGAACAAGAGAAGGCUGCUAAAGAGGCAUCCUUGCAUUUUGAGACUUGUAAGCAGGCAACAGAGAGGAGCAGAGAACAACUCUCUGCUGCCAAGAAACAUGCUGAAUCAAUUGCCAAGAUCACUCGCGAACUGUCACAGGAAUUUCUUGAGAUGCCUGCUACGAUCGAGGAUUUGGAAGCUGCAAUUCAAGAUAAUAUUUCUCAAGCAAAUUCCAUUCUAUUUCUGAACCACAAUAUUCUGGAAGAAUAUGAAAGCCGCCAGCAAAAGAUAGAAGCCAUUGCUAGGAAGCUGGAAGCUGACAAGGAGGAGCUAAAGAGGUGUGUGGCUGAAAUAGACACCUUGAAGGAAAGAUGGCUCCCGACGCUAAGAAAUCUUGUAGCUCAAAUAAAUAAGACAUUUAGUCAAAACUUUCAAGAGAUGGCUGUUGCAGGAGAAGUUUCAUUGGACGAGCGUGAUAUGGAGUUCGAUAAAUUUGGGAUACUUAUCAAAGUAAAGUUCAGACAAGCUGGACAGCUUCAAGUCCUAAGUGCUCAUCAUCAAUCAGGAGGGGAGCGCUCUGUUUCUACUAUUCUUUAUCUGGUUUCUCUUCAAGACCUUACAAAUUGUCCUUUUCGUGUGGUUGAUGAGAUCAAUCAAGGGAUGGACCCUAUCAAUGAACGGAAGAUGUUCCAGCAGCUAGUGAGAGCAGCCAGCCAGCUCAAUACACCACAGUGUUUCUUGCUAACCCCAAAGUUGCUGCCGGAUUUGCAAUAUAGCGAAGCAUGUAGCCUGUUAACCAUUAUGAAUGGCCCUUGGAUCGAUGAUGUUACGCAAGCAUGGAGCGGGGGUGAUAGUUGGUCAACGGUAAUGGGAUUGGCUGGAGAGAGAUUACAUUGAAUGACGAAGAUGUCUCUGAUUAGAAGACACCAUCUGAAGGGUAAACUGGUAACAGAAGGACAGUUCUUAUGAUAGAAAAUCUAUAGACAAGGAACCUAGAUUUGUGUUUUUUGCAAUUCUUGGUAAACUGUUGAAGAAAAUUCAGAAUCUUUUUGAUAGAAUUGUAGAACGGAGUGGCAUGUCAUAUUUUUAUACUCUCAUUUUGUGUGUACAUAAUGUUGUGGGUAUGUGUCCGAGUCCAACUCUAGUGUGCCAACACUUAUAUUUUGACAUGCGUUUAUGAGAAUCUGGCUAUUUAACUUCA
Molecule: messenger RNA, 3695 nt
Organism: Papaver somniferum (opium poppy)
Lineage: Eukaryota; Viridiplantae; Streptophyta; Magnoliopsida; Ranunculales; Papaveraceae
Product: structural maintenance of chromosomes protein 5-like
Exons: 30
Coding region: 242-3391 (1049 amino acids)
Biological process (GO): double-strand break repair via homologous recombination
Cellular component (GO): Smc5-Smc6 complex
Molecular function (GO): ATP hydrolysis activity; ATP binding
Source: RefSeq, a predicted model, not a curated record